AUGGGCGGCAGCACCAGCCUUCGCCAGGAAGAAGAGGAACCGCGGACGCCCACCACCCCGCAAGGCCCUUCGGGCGCCAGGAAAUCCACCCGCCGCUUCCCAUCUUUCCAACACGUGAACACGCUCGCCGUCAUGAUCGUCCUCUCCGCCAGCGGCCUGGUCGCCCUCGAGGACUUGGCCUUCUUCGUCCUGUCCCUCGGUUACAUCUACUUUCUCUCCUCCUUCGCCUUCCCCGCCCGGAGCCGGGAGCCCGAACCACUGGUCUUCGGGGAGGAGAACCGCGCCCUGGCCCUCUACGUCCUCGCCGGCGGCGCCCUGGGCCUCCUCUUCCCCAUCGCCUUCAUCUUGGAUGGCGUCCUCGGCGGCGACAAGGAGGGGAUCGAGCCUGCCGCUGCGCACCUCUUCUUGCUCUCCAGCCAGGUCUUCAUGGAGGGCGUCGCCUUCGCCGGCGCCUUCUCGCUCCCGAUCCGCGCCUUCGUCCCCAUCUCCUACAACACCCGGCGGCUCUUCACCAUCGCCGACUGGCUGAGGGCCGAGCUCCGCAAGGCGGAGGGGGCCUCGCCGCGCGGCUCCCUGCUGCGGCUGCGCGCCGGCCGGAGCCUCGCCGCCGCCAACCUCAUCUUCUGGUCCUUCAACCUCUUCGGAUUCCUGCUACCCGUCUUCUUGCCGAGGGCUCUCCAGAGGUACUACGGGAAGCAAGCGAAGAGCGCAUGA
Messenger RNA from Spirodela intermedia, 714 nucleotides. Lineage: Eukaryota; Viridiplantae; Streptophyta; Magnoliopsida; Alismatales; Araceae. The record is from the annotation of a GenBank genome assembly.